AUGACCGACGAAAAAGUGGCCCCGGCCCCCGUGGCCCGCGUCGACACCGCCGAGCCGCGCCCGUCUUACACCGGCAGCGUCACCGUCCACCCCGACGAGAAAGGCGCAAUCGGCGGCGAAUGGACGGAGCCCGUCGUCGAUACCAAGGUCCCCGAGACCGAGGAGCACAAAGAGGAGGAUCUAUACCGCCCGCUCGUGAUGGACCCAAGCAUCCCGCAUGAGGAAAACAUCUUGACUGUGAGGGCUGUUGUCAUUGGAUGUAUCCUGGGUUCUUUGGUCAACGCGUCCAACUUGUAUCUUGGCUUGGCUGCUGCCACCGGUGCUGGAGGUAUCGCCGGUAUUUUCGUAGCUGGUAUUCCAGCCAUGUACAGACUCGGAGUCAUGGACAGCACGCCGUCCGGCGACAUUGGCAAGAUCUUCACGCUCACCAUUUGCUGUUCAUUCUUUGGCCUCUUCUUCGUCACUCCCCUGCGCAAAUUCUUCAUCAUCCGCACCGCCCGCGAGCUUAAACUUAUCUUCCCGACCUCGACCGCAACUGCCCUGACUAUUAGGUCCAUGCACUCUGGCGUAGCCGGCGCCCGCGAGGCUGUCAGCAAGCUCAAGGCUCUCGGCAUCGCCUUCGGCGCCUGCAUCGUCCACCGCGUAGCCUCGUACUACGCCAUUGGAAUCCUCUACGACUGGCACAUUAUGUCAUGGAUUCACAUUUGGUCAGGCUAUACCUCGUCGGCGAUGAAUAUUGAGUCGUGGGGAUGGUACUUCGAGUGGACGACCGCCUUCAUCGGCUCCGGCAUGCUCAUUGGCAUGAACUCUGCCUGCUCAAUGAUGGCAGGAUCGGUCCUCGCAUGGGGCGUCAUUGGCCCUACCUUGGUUCACUAUGGCGAAUGCAUCGGUGUUCAGGCCUCCGAGGACCCCAAUUGGUCGGGCCUUUACUCCUUUACCUCCCUGAAGAAUGUCGGUCAAGGUCCGCCAUCCCCCCGAUACUGGCUGCUUUGGCCCGGUGUCAUGGUAAUGGUCUGCUCCUCCAUGGGUGAGCUCCUUGUCCACUGGAAGAUCAUCUACAUUGGCUUUGCCGCCGGUUGGAAAUCCAUCUGCCUCUCCAUUCACGAGACCGCGAUGAAGAAGGGCAAGCGCAUCGGAUUCUUCGCAAAGUACGCCGAGAGAGAAGAAAAGCGCGACGCGGAUUACGUCGAAGACCCAGCGACACCCGAACAACAGGUAAAGACUUGGAUCUGGGUCCUCGGUCUCUUCGCGUCCAUCAUCUUGGCCUGCAUCGUCAUGGGCCUGCAGUGGCAGGUCAACGUCGGCGUCACUAUCCUCGCCCUGAUCCUCGCCUUUCUCUUCUCUUUCCUUGCCAUCCAGAUCGGUGGCGUCACGGAUCAGACACCCCUGACUGCCGCCGCCAAGGCAGCUCAGUUGGUCAUUGGUGGUACUACCACUGGCGCAGGAUAUACCGUUCAGCACGCUCAACGUAUCAACCUCAUCUCCGCCGGCCUGGCCGCUGGUGCUGCUGACGUUGCCACGGCUCUGACGUCCGAUUUCCGUACUGGGUUUUUGCUUGGCACCCCUCCUAACAAGCAGUUCAUCGCCCAAGCUAUCGGCACCUUCGUCUCGGUUUGGCUUGCGCCCGGCCUAUUCGUGCUGUUCACCACCGCAUAUCCCUGCAUCACGGACGCAGAGCUCGAGCACUGCCCGUUCCUAGUUCCUUCCGUCAGUGCCUGGGCUGCGGUGGCCGAGGUUGUAACCAGCCCCAACGUCCCGAUCCCUCGGUCUUCCGGCAUCUUCGCUAUUGUCCUCGGCAUCUUUUCCAUUCUUCAGGUUAUCUUCCGCCACUACUACCUGGUUGGACCCCGCGAAAAGUACCAGGAAUGGCUUCCUAACUGGGGUGCCAUCGCUCUGUCUUUUGUCAUUCCCGGUCCCGUCUUCGUCAACGCCGCGUUCCUCGGUGCCAUCAUCGCCUUUGUUUGGCGUCGCUGGAAGCCAGCUUCCUUUGAGCUCAUAUGUUUUGCGGUGGCCAGUGGGUGUAUCGCGGGCGAAGGCAUGGGAGGCGUUAUUGGCGCUGCUCUCCAACUGGGCAAUGUUUCCAGCGACAGAUAUGGAACCGGAGGUUUGGCUUGCCCUGACAAUGCCUGCUAA
Messenger RNA from Colletotrichum orchidophilum, 2133 nucleotides. RefSeq names its product oligopeptide transporter. Bases 1 to 2133 code for a protein of 710 amino acids. The transcript has 7 exons. Gene Ontology annotation, molecular function: oligopeptide transmembrane transporter activity. The record is from RefSeq and is a predicted model, not a curated record. Lineage: Eukaryota; Fungi; Ascomycota; Sordariomycetes; Glomerellales; Glomerellaceae. Gene Ontology annotation, cellular component: fungal-type vacuole membrane.